UUUCAGGAAAAAAAAAAUCUGUGAUUUCUCAAAAUUAUAAACUUUUAAUUUUUGCGGUGAACAUAAUGUUAAGUGGUAACUGGUAGUUGGUUUAUUGUUAUCACGAUCACACAAUCUUUAUCACCUAUCUGUUAUCAGUUAUUUAUAUUUAAAAAUAUAAUAAGUCACUAAACUUUUAACUUAGACAAUGCACUAUAAUAGUCUACACUCUACAGUAGAACUUCUAAGUGCAUUAUACAGUUCAACAUUUGAACAGUGAAUACUAUUAGUAGUACAAUUUAGCUCAACUGUUCAGUUGUAAAUUGUAUUAUCAUGAAUAGGAAUUAUGAAUAUGAAAAAGCCUUGUGGAGAAGAAAAAUGAUAAUAAUUUGUGCAAUGAGACUACAACUGGCAAAGAGGAAUUCCAAAAAGAGAUGGUAUGUACGGCCAAUUUUUCAAGAAAGAAGGAACUUGGGUCACCACACUUUAUUAGUUGAAGAAUAUAAACUUAACAACUCUGCUAAGUUUUAUAAUUUUAUGAGAAUGAGUUCUUCCAAUUUUGAAGAUUUACUUAGUAUGGUUGGUCUAUUAGUGUACCGAAUUCCAACACGACCUGAUGUUUUGUCUCCAGGCGAAAUUUUGUCUGCAACUAUAAGGUAUUUGGCUAGUGGUGAUAGCAUGUCAAGUAUUAUGUAUGCUUUCCGAAUAGGAGAAUCAACAGUGUCAAUUAUUGUUAGAGAAUGUUGUUUAGCAAUAUGGAAAGUCUUGAAAAUAAAAGUUUUAUUUACCCCAAGUACACAAGGUUGGAUACAAAUUGCAAAUGAAUUUCAUAAUAAUUGGAACAUGCCUAAUUGUAUAGGCGCUAUGGAUGGAAAACACGUUGUACACCAGGCAUUUGCAAAUACUGGGUCCGUGUACUACAACUAUAAAGGUUCUCAUAGUAUAGUGCUUCUUGCUGUUUGUGAUGCCGAUUACAACUAUUUAUUAGUUGACAUUGGUGCACCAGGUCGUAAUAGUGAUGGAGGUGUAUUUAGGCAAAGUACUUUGGGUAAAAAAAUUAUUAAUAAUGAUAUUAAAUUUCCAAACCCCCCCACAUCGGUCCGGCAGAUUAAGCCGGGCUCGCAGAUGUAUUGA
Molecule: messenger RNA, 1113 nt
Organism: Acyrthosiphon pisum (pea aphid)
Lineage: Eukaryota; Metazoa; Arthropoda; Insecta; Hemiptera; Aphididae
Product: protein ANTAGONIST OF LIKE HETEROCHROMATIN PROTEIN 1-like
Exons: 6
Coding region: 313-1113 (266 amino acids)
Source: RefSeq, a predicted model, not a curated record